Molecule: messenger RNA, 1764 nt
Organism: Salvelinus namaycush (lake trout)
Lineage: Eukaryota; Metazoa; Chordata; Actinopteri; Salmoniformes; Salmonidae
Product: T-cell differentiation antigen CD6-like
Exons: 11
Coding region: 88-1764 (558 amino acids)
Cellular component (GO): membrane
Source: RefSeq, a predicted model, not a curated record
AUCAGAGCUAGAUAUCAAGGGAAACUUACAUUUUUCUGUUUUCAUUGUUUUAUUUUCCAAUAGUGUGUCUGAAUAGACAAAUACACUAUGAAUUUGGUGAAACUCAUUUUAAUCCUCCAAACGCUUCAAUCUUGUCAAGCAUAUAAAGAUGACUCCUCUCAAACUGGAAAAAAUGCAUCACAAUCGGAGCUUGAUAAGAAUCAAACUGAGCCCUAUAUAACUCAACAAUCCAAUGCAUGCUCCUGGAGUCCCAGGAUCCUUAGAGAUGAGAUAUGGACUUCAGUCACAUUCACUGCAGAGUCCAGAGACCAAGUAGCCCAUCAGAUCUGUAUGGAACUUGGCUGUGGUGGAGUCUACAGUCUUACUGAGACCAGCGCACCACCCAACAGUACCUGCCUCACAAACUGCACCUACCAUGAAUAUCGUCUUCAGAACUGCUCCCAAGUUGUGAGGAUUAAUUGCACAAUGGUGUCCGAUGUCGUUUGUGAGCAUCAGGCUGUGAGGCUGGCUGGAGGCGAGCACCGCUGUGCUGGACGUGUGGAGCUGUGGAGAGAGGCGCAGCAGUGGGGCACGGUGUGUGAUGAUGAGUGGGACUUGGGGGACGCUGAUGUGGUAUGUGCCCAGCUUGGCUGUGGGUAUGCUUUGAGUGUGACAGGGCAGGGUGGUGCCUUCCCUCAGGGCAAGGAUCCCAUCUACCUGGAUGAGCUGAAAUGUACUGGCAAAGAGGGCAACCUGUGGCAGUGCCCAGCGUCAAGUGAAAGCCAUGACUGUGGGCACAAGGAGGACGCUGGGGUGGUUUGCUCAGAGCUGAAGGCAGUGAGGCUGACCGGAGGUGUGGACCGCUGUUCUGGUAAAGUGGAGAUCCACCGUAAUGGAUCAUGGGGGACAGUGUGUGAUACCUGCUGGUGGAAGGAGGAAGCCUCAAUGGUGUGUUCCAUGUUGGGCUGUGGGGAGCCAGUUCAUUUUGCAGCUUUCAAACCCCCUUUCACUCACAACGAUGGUACCCUGUGGUACUACCAAUGCUUUUCAAAUCACCAAGACCUUUGGCAGUGUAAGGAUUUUGCCAACAAGACACAAUUUUGCACUGACUCUAAAGCGGCUGGACUUAUUUGUAGUGGAUCACAUGGACGAUAUCUUCCAGUUACAACAGAAGCAGCUACAACAGUACUAAGCAGGACGCCAGGCCCAGUGACUACAGCCAGUGUAUCAAAUCAUGGCUUCCCAUUCUCCAUGUCCUUAGAGCUGCUGGGGUGCAUCUCCCUGUCCUUCCUUUUGCUCAUGGCUCUGGUCACAAACUCUCUGCUUUGCUGCCACUACAGGAGGAGAGAUGCUCUCUUAGUCCAGCAGCGACAUGCUAACCUGCAGACGCCAACUGAGCUUCAUGACAACGACUACCGGGACUCUGUGAAUCUCAUCAAGGUCACAACCAGCAGCCCAACAGAAAAUGAUGUCCCAUCAAAUCCCAGAUAUCAGUGGACCCAGAGUAGUGUGGACAGCACCUCAGUGGAUACAGACUAUGAGCAGUGUGAUCUAAGCACCGAGGCAGCUGUGCAUAUGACCACCUUUCAGAAUUCUAUACGAUAUAAACAAGAUACCAGGAACCCUUUUAUGAGGGCUACAGCUCUGGACAGUCUAUCUGAGGAAGUGGACUCCUUUGAUUCUUCCAGCACCUCUUCCGAGGAAUGCUAUGAAAACACAGGCAAAGAUGUAGAGAAUAUAGUGACAUCAGGUAUGUCCAUGGGUACAGCCCUGAGUUUUUCCUGA